AUGCCAAAAUCUACUACCACUACCACAGCUAUUCCAGAUGACAACUAUUUAGCUUACGACUACGAUACCGACUAUGACAUCUAUAAAACAAUCUAUAAUAUUUCCACGAAAACAAAUUUGUAUCUAGAAAUUGCAACGAUAAUUGUGAACUUUUUCCACUUAAUAGUUCUCCUACAAAAAGAGAUGCGAUUAUGUGCAGUAUACAUUUUCAUGAUUGGACUCUGCAUAUCCGACAUUAUCCUCACAUCCAUAAAUUUUUACAAUCAAGCCGGAGAACUCGGAUGGCUCCCAAUACUUUUUGCUGGCUCUGAUGGAAUUUCUUGUUUGAGAGAAGACUAUAUUGAGAUUAAUAUCGGUAUGCUAUCGAUGUCUACUACAAGCCAAAUAACUUGUCGGUUAUCUUUAUGGCUGGCCAUUCUGAUGGCCGUUAUCAGACUGUUAUCAGUGACUUUUCCCAUGAGCCAGAGAGUUAAGAAUUUCACGGCGGCAAAAGGAUCGGUGAUAAUUUUGAUAAUAUGUCUGAUGUUUUGGAUACUGUAUUCAACUUGGCAGUUUGCAUUGUUUCGUGUACUUUGGUUGCCAGAUAAUGCGAGUGAACUAUGUCAAGUAAUGUUCGAAAGUUCUAUAAAACCUCGAUACGUUCUUGCAACACCUGCAAAUUUGCCCCAAAUGCUGAGUAACUGGGGUUUUAUUGAAUUCAUUGUGAACUUCUCUUCUGCAAUUAUUUAUCCACUUCUCACUAUAUCAUUGCUGAUAGCUCUACUGAAAAUUAAGCAACGAAGGCAAAACCUUCAAAGAAAAGACACCGAACCUGCUGAUAACACAACCAAGUUGAUAUUAUUCAUGACGAUCACUUUUGUUUUAUCAGAGGGGUUAAGCGGAUUUAAUGCAUUACUCAUGUAUAAUAUUGAGAAGAUUGAAGAAAACUGCCCAGAUUUCGUGUAA
This is a messenger RNA of Caenorhabditis elegans, 945 nucleotides long. RefSeq names its product G-protein coupled receptors family 1 profile domain-containing protein (gene srw-14). The transcript has 2 exons. Lineage: Eukaryota; Metazoa; Nematoda; Chromadorea; Rhabditida; Rhabditidae. Gene Ontology annotation, cellular component: membrane. The record is from RefSeq and is marked reviewed. Gene Ontology annotation, molecular function: G protein-coupled receptor activity; G protein-coupled peptide receptor activity. Gene Ontology annotation, biological process: G protein-coupled receptor signaling pathway; signal transduction. Bases 1 to 945 code for a protein of 314 amino acids.